This is a messenger RNA of Ostertagia ostertagi, 867 nucleotides long. Lineage: Eukaryota; Metazoa; Nematoda; Chromadorea; Rhabditida; Trichostrongylidae. The record is from the annotation of a GenBank genome assembly.
AUGCCGCGGAAAAACGCAAAAACGAUUGAAGAAGAAUUGUUAGCAAAAGCUCCAUUCUCUUCCGAUUACUGGACGUCGUUCUGGCAACCCGAGGACGAUCUGGAAGACGAAGACAAAUCUCUCGGUCAAACACGUCUUUCCCAACAGCAGCUCUUCUCUCUCUGCACGCUUCCUCAGAUCCAACACUGGAUUAUCAGCCUGGAUUUGGCCUUCUACCAAACCAUUGUCGACAUUCUUGUGCCCGAUGUGCUGAUGAGCAAUAUGUCGCCUUUCCUCACGCAGUCAUGUCGAAACUUUGCCAAAAAUGCAGAGCACUACCUGAAGAAAGCCAUGCAAGGCGCUCCAGAAAUCAUUCAGAAGAAGAAGAUCCAAGCUGUAAAGUACAUGGCGCAAGGACUGAGAAGGUGCCACUGCACGCAUUUCAUGAAUCCGUUUGUUGUAAUGAAAGAAAAAGAUUACAGAUACACCUCAUUGAACCAUCUGGCCCAAGCAGCUCGCGCAGUACUUCAGAAGCCCGACCAAGUUAUGGCGAUGUACAACGACUACAUAAGAGUUGACAUGCAACAGGUGCAAGAGCAAGCUGGCUGGGUGAGCGGAUGUGACUCGUUGAUGGUUCAUCACAUUCACAACGCUUUCAAGGAUAAUCUGCAGAAAAUGGCGCCCAUGGAGGAAUGGGCCGAAUGGCUCGAAAGUAUUGUAGACCAGAUCCUCGCCAAAUACCACGACAAGCCUGUGCAGAUUAUUUCCGAGAUAGGAAAGCAGUUUCUUCUCAACUGGAGCUGCUACACCUCGAUGUUGAUUCGCGAUUUAAACGCUUCGGUCAGCCGGCUCGUUUGGAUCAUUCCAUCUGAUCCGACUUCUUACUGA